Molecule: messenger RNA, 1560 nt
Organism: Clunio marinus
Lineage: Eukaryota; Metazoa; Arthropoda; Insecta; Diptera; Chironomidae
Source: the annotation of a GenBank genome assembly
AUGUCAGUCGGUGUGCAAAUAUUGAAUGAAAUGGAGCAGAAAAUUGAGAGUGUUACGCCGCCAAGAACUUGCGAAAUUAAGUUUGUCAUCAAAUCGAUUAUUCCUGUUACGACAGAUUUCACUUCUGUAAUUAAGAAUUCGAAUGAUUCGCAAGAUGAACUUUUAGAGUUUCGUUCGUUAACAUCAAACUCUUUCAAAGUCAAUGGUGGUAAUAUCAUUAAGGAAAAGAGUGAGAAUAAUAAAAGCUACAGUGCUGAUGUGAAAGAGUUCAUCGAGAAGAUUAUGAGUCGUGAGAAAUCUGAAGAGACGACGGAAGCUGACGAAUUGAAAAAUGAUUCGAGUAUGAAAAAUGAUUCGGCGGAAUCGAUAAGUGAGCUUGUCAUUACGAAGAAACAAAAAAUUAAUAGUUUAGAAGGAUCGCCAGCUGCUUUCGGUACGAUGUCGUCAUCAACCCCAAUUAAAGCUGAUCAUCGUAAUAUAAAUUUAGAUAUUUCCGGUGUUGGACUUUUAAGUUUUGCUGAUGAUAAAGUCGAAGCUGGAAAAGAUCCGAAAAAUAAUUCGCUUAAUGAUUCUGACUUUGAAUCAAUGGAUCAAGAUCAGUAUGACGAAUCACUAAAACAAUCAACUAAAGAUACAACUUUAGUUCGUAAUCGAACUUUUAACUCAAGUGAAAACAAAGAAAAUAUCUCAGAAAUUUCAAGAUCAUCGUCACUUUCUGAUUUUAAAAAUGGAUUCAAAAUGAUUUUAGAAGAAACAGUCAAGCGAACACCAUUGGCGAUAAGAAAAGCUUUUAACAUUGAAAGUGAUUCGGGAAGUGCAACCAGUUCAGUAAAGAAAUCGAAAUUCUUCAAUAUUUUCUCGUCGACAAAGAAGUUAAAACGUAAGCAAUCGCCGAGUAAGAAACGUCACAGCAGGAAGUCUACCAGCACCAAGAAAAAAUCUCUUUUAACAAGAGAAAAUCUGCAAAAAUAUCUGCAAGAUGGAUCGCCUGAUAAAGCCACAAUUGAGUGGGGUGACAACUUUGAAUAUUCUUUCAUAUGUGAACCUCCAUCAUCGGAAAUUGAUGAGUCUGAAAACUCCCCCAAUUACAUUUCGUAUAAUGCAUCUCUUGACUCAUCUAUCGAGAUGCUAAAGUCACCAUUGAUUCCCACAUUCAAGAUAGAUCCCCCAUCAGAAAGUGCAUCAAAUACAUCGUCAUAUUUAACGUUACCAAACGACUCAUAUCCACCAGCAUGCGAUUACGUCAAGCAUAUGAUUAAGUGUUCCUACGCAUCAAAACUCCCAUUAUCGACGUCAUUUAGACGAUCAAUAAGCGAGCCAGCGAUCGAGGAUAACCUUGAGACCAACGACGAUUUAUUUAAGUUCACUAUUUCAAAAGCCAACACAACACAAACAUGCGAAGCUUCGAUAAAGAAUUUAACGCAAUUAUCUGGUUUAAAAACAUUCAAUGAAUUUAAAAAAUCUUUUGUUAAAUCGAGUCAAAGUUUUAAAAUGUUUGUAAACGAAUAUGUAAAAAACAUAAAUCAAUGGAAAACGAAACCAAUUGAUAUUGGUAAAUAA